AUGACUCUUCUUCUUGCAUUCUGUAGUGAUCAACACUGCCACAACGUCGUUGUGGCGCACUCUCUUCUGCGUUUGUGGCAGGGAAGAAACCACGCUCGCAAACGUUAUGUUGGUGGAGACGAAAUUACGAGCAGUUUCCUUCUUUUGAUCCAGCACAGGGCGCAACAGUGUGCUGCGCAGAGCGAGACAGUAGCAGAGAAAAUUAUUUAUUUUGACAGCAACAGAAACAAUAGCAGAAAAGACAAAGAGAACCUUUUUGAGUAUACUUAUUUUUCACAGCAGAGUCGUCCGCUCAACACCCUUUGCGGCAUUACCGCGAAGGAGAGGUUGAGAGUCGAAGCUUUUACGAUAGAUAUGAUCAGACCACAGGCAAGUCUCAUUCUUCUAGCUUUGAAGAAUGCAUCUUAAGUUAUGCGUUGCAGACUUGUAGAUCGCAAAGGUAAAAAAUCUGUGGCAUUUUGCACUUGCUGCAUUGCUCUUGCAGCAGGGUCUCAAUAUGAUGCCGGCAAGCAGACUUAUUUACGCUACAGUGAAUCUUCACGCUUAUCUUUUUAUCCUAUGAGCCUAGAAAAUUGCCAAUUGAGUACAGUUCUUCGCGCUCCUUGCAGCCAGAGGUUAUUUGUUAAUGUUUUAUCAGGUGUGCCGAAAAUGAGGUAUCGAUAUCGUAGAUGACUUAGUAGAAGCAAGCCUCGCCGGGUAGGAUGGUGAGCAGCACGGCUGCUACCGGCUCAUCCUACCCCAAUCACAAAUGCAAAUGUAAAUUUUGUUUGACAUGUAAAUAUUGUGGUAUUGUUAUAUGAAUGUGCGUGCACCAAAAGCAAAUCCAAAAAUGCGUUGUACCAUAGUUGCUAGGACUAUUUGCACUGGCUGUCGCUGUAGCACCCGGAAGUCGUGGCUGUACCCAAAUCCAAGCGUCAAUGAAGCCAACAUCUCGCAAGAAGUAGAAGAGCGAGCGAUGCUGCAGCAGGACGUGCUAAAAAAAAGGACGAAAGAGUGCAAUAGAACCAGUCGCGUUCGACACCACGACGAGUUU
Amoebophrya sp. A120 is the source of this 1033-nucleotide messenger RNA. The record is from the annotation of a GenBank genome assembly. Lineage: Eukaryota; Dinophyceae; Syndiniales; Amoebophryaceae.